CCACUGUCGGGUACGUGAAACGGUGCGGAUUUUCCGUGUUACGGUGCUUCCAUCCAAGAUGUCGGAUCGAGAAACAACAAGAAGUUUCACUGUCGGAGAAGAAAACCUGUGUUACUAUUGUAAGUUCUCCAGUGUGGAUCUUCAAGAGUGUAUCAAUCACUUAGUUGUUCAGCAUGGUCAUCUGCAACUCAAAUUAAGAACGAGAGCAUUCAACGCGUCAACGGGUCAAAUCGGUCUUUUAUCAAAAGAUUUUGGAGUUAUACCAAAUUUAGAGCUGGAAACUGGACAAUACUUCAAAGUAGAUGCAACGACAUUUUCACUGGAAGUCAAAUGCAAUAAUGAAAAUAUUGAUAUUUUACAAGAAUCUUUUCACAAUCUUUCACUCUGUGUCAUAAUAAUUAUUCUGAAAACACAUAUAUAUAUUUGCCAUGUAACUGAUGAAAUACUGUUCAACAUGCGUUAUAGCGCAACGAGGUAUUAAAGCCAUUUUUUAAAUAUCUGUUUGUUUCACCUUUAUCAUGAUUAUAUAGUGUAAAAUAAUCUGCUACAGGAGUUAACUAGGACCAAUGUUGUCAUUUUCAGGUACCG
Ruditapes philippinarum (Manila clam) is the source of this 588-nucleotide messenger RNA. RefSeq lists its product as uncharacterized. Lineage: Eukaryota; Metazoa; Mollusca; Bivalvia; Venerida; Veneridae. Bases 59 to 481 code for a protein of 140 amino acids. The record is from RefSeq and is a predicted model, not a curated record. The transcript is spliced from 2 exons.